AUGGCUCAGCGGGUAAAGGCAUUCGCCAAGCUUCAGGACUUCGUUCAGUUCAUCCCCAGGAUCCACAUGAAGCGGAAAAGCGUCUUAGACCCGCCCCUUCCACCUCUGGGUCAUUCUGCCUUCCCUUCCUGCCACAGCCUAAGUGGGCCAGCCAGCUGCCAAGAUGAAAUCUGCAAUGCUCGGCCUGCUGACCUGAUGAACAUGCAGCACUGCAACUUCCUCUGCCUGUCUGAGAACUACCAGAUGAAGUACUACUUCUACCACGGCCUGUCCUGGCCCCAGCUCUCCUACCUCGCUGAGGACGAGGACGGCAAGAUUGUGGGCUAUGUCCUGGCCAAAAUGGAGGAGGAUCCUGAUGAUGUCCUGCAUGGACAUAUCACCUCGCUGGCCGUGAAGCGCUCACACCGCCGUCUAGGCCUGGCCCAGAAGCUGAUGGACCAGGCCUCACGGGCCAUGAUCGAGGACUUCAGUGUCCUGAACGUCCAGAAGAGCAAUCGGGCAGCCUUGCACCUUUAUUCCAACACCCUCAACUUCCAGGUUAGUGAGGUGGAACCCAAAUACUAUGCAGAUGGGGAGGACGCUUAUGCUAUGAAGCGGGAUCUCACCCAGAUGGCAGAGGAGCUGAGACUGUGACAGCUGAUGCUGAAGAAGGGCAGGUAUGUGGUUCUGGGCUCCAGGGAGAGCCAGGAGACCCCGGACAGCACCCUUCCUGGUUCUGAAGAGGCCUCCCUGCCAGAGCACCCCUCUGGAGAAGGUAGUGGCGGGGACAGCAGGGACAGCACGGAUGCCCAAGAUAGUUCAGAGGACCUGGAUUCUACCUCUUAG
This is a messenger RNA of Nannospalax galili (Upper Galilee mountains blind mole rat), 825 nucleotides long. RefSeq names its product N(alpha)-acetyltransferase 11, NatA catalytic subunit (gene Naa11). The record is from RefSeq and is a predicted model, not a curated record. Gene Ontology annotation, cellular component: NatA complex. Lineage: Eukaryota; Metazoa; Chordata; Mammalia; Rodentia; Spalacidae. Gene Ontology annotation, molecular function: protein-N-terminal-glutamate acetyltransferase activity; protein N-terminal-serine acetyltransferase activity. Gene Ontology annotation, biological process: N-terminal peptidyl-glutamic acid acetylation.